Echinops telfairi (small Madagascar hedgehog) is the source of this 363-nucleotide messenger RNA. RefSeq names its product ubiquitin-60S ribosomal protein L40-like. The transcript has a single exon. The coding region runs from base 1 to 363 and encodes 120 amino acids. The record is from RefSeq and is a predicted model, not a curated record. NCBI's taxonomy places the organism in Eukaryota, Metazoa, Chordata, Mammalia, Afrosoricida, Tenrecidae.
AUGCAGAUCUCUGGCGGACAAGACCACCUCCCUCGCGGUGGAGCCGGGGGCACCAUCCAGAAUGUCCAAGCUACAAUCCAAGUCAAAGAGAGCAUCCCCCUGCACCAGCAGCGGUUGACUUUUGCUAGUAAACAGAGAGAGGACGGCCGCACUCCGACUACCCCGUCCAGAGGUCCACCCUGCACCUGGUGCUGCGUCUGCGCUGGGGCAUCAUGGCGCCCUCCCUGCGCCCGCUGGCCCCGAAGUCCAAGUGCGACAAGAUGGUCUGCAGCCAAUGCGAAGCUCACCUCCACCCUGCGCGGUAACUGCCGCAGGAAGUGCCGCCACACCAACAGCCCGAGGCCCAAGAAGGAGGUUAAAUGA